This is a messenger RNA of Zophobas morio, 1123 nucleotides long. Its product is annotated as ubiquinone biosynthesis protein COQ4 homolog, mitochondrial. Gene Ontology annotation, biological process: ubiquinone biosynthetic process. The transcript is spliced from 6 exons. NCBI's taxonomy places the organism in Eukaryota, Metazoa, Arthropoda, Insecta, Coleoptera, Tenebrionidae. Gene Ontology annotation, cellular component: mitochondrial inner membrane; mitochondrion. The record is from RefSeq and is a predicted model, not a curated record. Bases 175 to 975 code for a protein of 266 amino acids.
CUGUCGGCAUCAUUUCUAGUUAUUAAUUUUGUUAGUUUAUCAGAACAUUGUUUUUCUGAUGACCUCGGAAAAUUUAUCUCUCUUCACGUUUCAUAGUCUUGCUUAAAACCAGUGAAUAAAGAUCUGCAGUGGUGGACUGAAUAUCAUUGUUUUCCGGUAUUUGUUUUUGCGAAAAUGUACACAUCAAAUAAAACUAUGUUAAAAUUCCCUACUUACAAGAAGCUUUGGUUUCCGCCGUUACAAAACCUUGUUCAGAUGAGUACCACUACUACUAGUAACACGUUUGAAAAUGAUUUUCAUAAAAACCACAUUCAAAUUAAUAACUUUCAAAGAGGACUUCUUACCGUAGGAUCUGCAUUUAUGUCAAUAGUAGAUCCGUACAGAGCCGAUAUGAUUGCUUGUCUAGGAGAAACGGCAGGAACGUCUGCUAUUAUGUACAUGAUGAGGAAAAUGGAGAGUUCUGAAGAAGGAGCAGAAAUAUUACGUCAAAAACCAAGAAUCAACUCGCAAACUGUCGACUUAGAUAAGCUUAAAAAAUACCCGGAAGGUACUUUAGGAAGAACUUAUACACGUUUUUUGGAAGAUAACAAUGUAACACCGGAUUCUCGGCUCCCUGUCCAAUUUAUUGAUGAUGUAAAUGCGGCUUACGUAUUACAGAGGUACAGAGAAGCUCAUGAUUUAUUUCACGCAAUUUUAGGAAUGCCGACAAAUAUGUUAGGUGAAGUAACCGUCAAAUGGAUCGAAGCCAUUCAAACUAAGCUUCCAAUGUGUAUCGGUGCAGCGAUUUUUGGCCCUGUUCGAUUAAAACUGAAACAUCGAAAUUUAUAUAAAAACUAUUAUCUACCUUGGGCUCUUGAAACAGCACACAACAGUAAAUUUUUAUUAAAUACAUUUUUCGAAAAACGAUGGGAGCAACCUCUUAAUGAAUUACACAAGGAACUUAAUAUUAAGCCAUUAGUUCUACCGAAUACAUAAUUCGUAAACAGUGGAUUUUUAAUGGCUUGUUUUUUAGUUAACUUAAAUUUUUUGUAAUAAUUGUAAAUACAAAAUAAUUACUGUUUAUUUUAAGUUUGACCUUCAUUAUUUGAAUUAUGUUCAGUAAUUAAAGCGCACGCGCACGUUA